AUGGCAUCGUGUCAACAAACAGGACUGAAUUACUUUGAACAGCUGAUCCCUCCCUCCCCACUCCACCCCACACCUCUCUCCCCUUCUCAACUCAUUAUCCCCACGGCUGCAGCCCUUCUCGCAGCGUCGUUACCUGGUGCUGCUCCGUCACUGCCGCCAGCACCAGGUAGCGGCGCUGGGAGAGGGGCUUCCCCCGCCUUCUCUCCUCUUUCCUGCCCUCUCUCCUCUUUCCUGCCCUCUCUCCUCUUUCCUGCCCUCUCUCCUCUUUCCUGCCCUCUCUCCUCUUUCCUGCCCUCUCUCCUCUUUCCUGCCCUCUCUCCUCUUUCCUGCCCUCUCCUCUUUCCUGCCCUCUCUCCUCUUUCCUGCCCUCCCUCCUCUUUCCUGCCCUCUCUCCUCUCUCUCCUCUUUCCUGCCCUCUCUCCUCUUUCCUGCCCUCUCUCCUCUUUCCUGCCCUCUCUCCUGCUUCCUGCCCUCUCUCCUGCUUCCUGCCCUCUCUCCUGCUUCCUGCCCACUCUCCCCGUUGUUGCAGCCUUCUCCCAGCGGCGCUACCUGCCCUUCGCCAAGCGGCGCUACCUGGUGCUGGCGGCAGUGACAGAGCAGCUGAGCAACGCGCGGGUUCACCUGGUGGAGGCGGCCAGGCUGGCACAGCGGACAGGGCGGAUCCUGGUGCUGCCUAAGGGAGCCAACAGCCGCAUCUCCCUCGGCCGGCCCCUCCCCAUCUGCUCCUACUGGGACAUUGCCCGCUUUACCCCGUACGAGUGGGUGUCUCCGGAGUUCUACCUCCUCGCAGCGCGGGCCACCCUCACGCGCCCGUCCGUGGGGUUCGUGUGGGUGCAAUCGCCCAACAUGAUCGUGAAAGGGCCGGGAGUGAUGGGGGGUGGGGCGGGACAGGGGAGUGAUGGGGGUGGGGCGGGACAGGGGAGUGAUGGGGGUGGGGCGGGACAGGGGAGUGAUGGGGGUGGGGCGGGACAGGGGAGUGAUGGGGGUGGGGCGGGACAGGGGAGUGAUGGGGGUGGGGCGGGACAGGGGAGUGAUGGGGGUGGGGCGGGACAGGGGAGUGAUGGGGGUGGGGCGGGACAGGGGAGUGAUGGGGGUGGGGCGGGACAGGGGAGUGAUGGGGGUGGGGCGGGGACAGGGGAGGGAGUGAUGGGGGUGGGGCGGGACAGGGGAGUGAUCGGGGGUGGGGCGGGACAGGGAGUGAUGGGGGUGGGGCGGGACAGGGGAGUGAUGGGGGUGGGGCGGGACAGGGGAGUGAUGGGGGUGGGGCGGGACAGGGGAGUGAUGGCGCCACUGCUGGUGCAUGCGCUGGGGCAUGUGCCGUGCGCCAGCAACACUCUGGAUGUCGCCAUGCCUGCUCGCAGCGACGCUGUUAUCAACAUGCUGCAUCCGUGGUGA
Molecule: messenger RNA, 1395 nt
Organism: Closterium sp. NIES-65
Lineage: Eukaryota; Viridiplantae; Streptophyta; Zygnematophyceae; Desmidiales; Closteriaceae
Source: the annotation of a GenBank genome assembly